Saccostrea echinata is the source of this 3071-nucleotide messenger RNA. Its product is annotated as serine/threonine-protein kinase NIM1-like. The record is from RefSeq and is a predicted model, not a curated record. Bases 246 to 1502 code for a protein of 418 amino acids. The transcript has 4 exons. Gene Ontology annotation, molecular function: protein serine/threonine kinase activity; ATP binding; tau-protein kinase activity. Gene Ontology annotation, biological process: microtubule cytoskeleton organization; protein phosphorylation; intracellular signal transduction. Gene Ontology annotation, cellular component: cytoplasm. NCBI's taxonomy places the organism in Eukaryota, Metazoa, Mollusca, Bivalvia, Ostreida, Ostreidae.
CCAAUGGAUUAGUAUCUCAUACAUUGUCUUUUUUGAAUCAGUUACCAGUGUUGGUGUUUGGAUGAAGAAGUGUUAAUUUUUCAACACUACACAUCAAACUGAGUUGAUAAUUGGAUCUUUUGCAGUUGUGAUAAUUGAGUCGCUCACUACGUAAAGCAGUAAGUCAUCAAUGUAAAGGAUCAGUUUUACAAAAAUGUCUGGGAGCUUAAUAAAUAACUUGGAUUCUGUGUCGAGGGUAUAGAAUUAUGAAAGACAUCAGUGAGAUGCCCAAUGGUGAUGGAGGAUUUGUACAAGACGGAAGAGAAGAAGAGGAGAGAGCCAAAGAACGUAGACUAACACCGUACGAAAGGUUGUCAAACGAUUUAUCCAACGACCAAAAAUGUCUGAAGGAAAUCACUCUCGGAAAGAGGAUUGGAUUUUAUCGGAUUCGAGGAGAACUCGGAAGUGGAAAUUUUUCUCAAGUCAAAAUGGGCAUUCAUGCACUAACAAAAGAAAAAGUUGCAAUAAAGAUCCUAGAUAAAACAAAGCUGGACCAAAAGACUCAGCGACUCUUGUCAAGAGAAAUCUCCAGUAUGGAGCGACUCCACCACCCCAACAUUAUCCGCUUGUAUGAAGUGGUAGAGACCCUGGCUAAACUCCAUAUAGUGAUGGAGUAUGCUGGGGGUGGAGAACUCUUCACGAAGAUUUCCAAUGAGGGUAAAUUUCCUGAGUCAGAAGCCAAACACAUAUUUGCUCAAACGAUAGCAGGUGUUCAGCAUAUGCAUAAGCACCACAUCAUACAUCGUGAUCUCAAGGCAGAAAAUGUGUUCUAUGCUGGUUCUCGGAUGGUGAAGAUUGGUGACUUUGGAUUCAGCACCCACUGUCGGCCAGACCAUACUUUGAACACUUUUUGUGGUUCACCCCCUUACGCGGCCCCUGAACUCUUCAAAGAUGAGAGUUAUUUUGGCACAUAUGUAGAUAUAUGGGCUUUAGGAAUUAUGUUAUAUUUCAUGGUAACAGGAGUAAUGCCAUUCAGGGCAGAUACUGUAGCAAGACUGAAAAAAUGCAUUCUGGAAGGACAGUACACAAUUCCAUCUUAUGUAUCAGAUAGCGGACAGUUUCUUAUUAGAAGUAUUCUUAAACCUGUGCCUCAAGACAGAUUCACACUAGCAGAAAUUCAAAAAAGUGAAUGGUUAGAGGGCCAGGAAUUUCCAGUGGAGUUAGAACCAUAUAAUGUUAAUCCAUCUCAAGAUACGUCUAGUCUUUCAAGAGAGGAGAAAGAUGCCCGCAGAAUUUUGCAAGAUUUAGGAAUCACAAAUGAACAUAUCCAGUCAGGUCAUCGGGACUCUCGAAGCAGCAUUACAGGUACAUACAGGAUAGUUCUACAUCGUGUGCAGAAAAAGAAAUCCGGUUUGAGUGAUUCAGAGAGUGAUCUACACGGGUCGGAAAAACCGACCAGUAAUGACAAAGCCAAAUCUGCUCCCUAUAUAAAGAAGGAAUCCAAAGUGUGCACUAUCUUGUGAUGUUUCUUAUAGGUAUAGGAAUUACAUAAAGUGCUUUGAAACUUUUAAAACUUAGUCUGGACUAAGGAUUUAGUUCAAAUGGUGCAAUUUUUAUCUCAAUCUUUCACCAGGCGCAGUAAUGAAAUUGAAGAAGACUGAGAGAGAACUGUAAUUGUGAUCAGACUGUGUGAUUUCUAUUUUUUACCAAACUAGGAGCUUUAUUUUGAAACAGUUUUACCAUUGAUUUUUUUUCAAGAAAUGUUUUAUGGAAAGAUUUACAUAGGUAGUUUACGAAUCUUUGUAAGGAGACACAAUUGAUUUUUUUUUUAAACCUCUCUCAAGUUCUUAAUGUUGGCACAAUUAGCAUAUCUCAUUUUCCAGUCCUUACACAUUAAGCUUUCACUCAGCGCAAUGUUCAAAUAAUUUUCUUUUUUAUUAGCAAAGAUAAAAGAACAUUACAUGUAGUUCCAUGUAUUUUUCUGUAAAAUGAAGAAAAAGAGAUAUCUGUACAUGUAUUAUCUUAAAUGUAAGCCAAAUCUGUUUACUAUGUACAUGUGUUUACCUUGAAUUCUAGAAAUUGAUUUUUCUUUUCUAGUGUAUAUUUGAAUUUCUCCCUCAAACCCUGACCAGAAUCUGUUGUGUACAUGUAUUAUUCAUACCAAAAAUGGAAUGUAGCCCAAAAUUCAUAGAUUGAUUGGUGUUAAAACAAUGGUGUAAGACCUUGUUGGCUCAAUGCUAGGCGAGUUUUGUAUCUGUCUCCUUUGUUACUUGCAGCAUCAUGUUUAAAUACCUGUCUUUGUUUUCUGAUGAAAAAAACAAACAAACAAAACAAACAAACAAUGUUUAAACAUGUCAAUGUAUAAGGCUUCUUUUUUUCUCUGUGGGAAUUAAUUUUCAAGUUUUUUUAAUCUGCAAGUUGAAAUUGUUCAACGUAUUUGGAAUGAUCAUGUUACUGUGUACAACUUGCUAUAGUGUAAGGUCUCUAAGGGCGUAAGCUUUACAGUUAAUACAAACAAUGUUUGAGUUUUUUGUUAGUAAUUUAAUCAACUUUAUAAAUCUUGGUCACGCUUACAACAUUUUAUAGAAGCAAAGAUCGUAAAGACUGAUAGGGUAGUUUAAUUAAGUUUGUUUUAGAUGGAAUCAUACUAUUUCAUACACCCUACAUGAUACCAUAUUAUUAUGGGGUUAUUUAUUUUUUGCAAUAUACAUAUUGCAGGUGAAACAAUUAUUUACACAAUCUUAAAUCAUUAAAAAAUUAUUGGACUAUAUUUCUGUUCCAGUGUGAAUUCAUGAUCUAAAAAUAUAUACCUCUCUCUGUUGCAAAGUUAGUCAUGUUGCCUCGUUAAUAAUCAUGCAAGUUAUUGCAUAUGGCAUUGUGUUAUAUCCAUAAAUUAUGAACAGUACAAUGUAUAAAUGCUUCAAAAAAUACUUUCUGAAAAAAUAAGACAAAUUUAUAAUUGCUGUUAUAUAGUAGAAAAAUUUUGUUUAUCUACUUUUUUUUUUAUAUAAGUCAAUGGUUUUGAUGUACUUUAUCUUAUAACACUUUAUAUUCAAUUUGUUGAAUUUCAUGUAGAAAAUUAGACUUUAUAU